CCUCUAAUUCAUGACAGAAAAUAGAAAAUGUAAACAACCAUAAAACAAUCAUUUUAUUUUAAUUUAAGUUGACCAUAAAUAAUUUGAAAAUUGGUAAUAGGCCCUAUGCAUCAUAAACUAGCCUUAGUGAUAAUUUAUGAGUUUCGAAUCUAAAAUUAUCGUUAAAGUUAGUCUACUUCAAAAUGAAAGUUGUUAUUCAAAAAGUUACAAGUGCUAGUGUCUCAGUUGGUGAAGAAGUGAUUUCUUCCAUUGGAAGAGGCCUCUGUGUUCUGGUCGGAAUUUCAAAAGAAGAUACUGAAAAAGAAAUUGAUUAUCUUGUAAGGAAGGUGUUAAACAUUCGCCUGUUUGGAGAUGAUGAGCGCAAGUGGGCCUCCAAUGUGGUCGACCAAGGGCUGGAAGUUCUCUGUCUCAGCCAAAUCACGUUGUACACCUCCUUGAAGGGCAACAAGAUGGACUUUCAUAAUGCCAUGUCUCCAUCUCACUCUCAGCCUCUCUACCAACAGUUCCUUGACAAGAUGCGUCAGCAGUACCUUCCAGACAAAGUCAAAGAGGGACGGUUUGGGGCGACAUGUGUUGUAAGUAUCAACAACGAUGGACCAGUCACUGUGAUUUUGGAUUCUCCUCAGUCAAAGAAACAACCCAUUGGUGAUGAUUAGUAUAAUGUUAUUAACUUCUAUGAAAGGCGCCAUGGUUUAUUUCUUUAACAAUAAAUAACCCUUUAAAAAUCAACAAAUUUAGUAUUU
Macrosteles quadrilineatus (aster leafhopper) is the source of this 743-nucleotide messenger RNA. Its product is annotated as D-aminoacyl-tRNA deacylase 1-like. The transcript has 4 exons. Gene Ontology annotation, biological process: tRNA metabolic process. NCBI's taxonomy places the organism in Eukaryota, Metazoa, Arthropoda, Insecta, Hemiptera, Cicadellidae. Gene Ontology annotation, molecular function: D-tyrosyl-tRNA(Tyr) deacylase activity. Gene Ontology annotation, cellular component: cytoplasm. The coding region runs from base 183 to 656 and encodes 157 amino acids. The record is from RefSeq and is a predicted model, not a curated record.